AAAGUAAGGAAGGUUCUGUAUCGGAAGUCAUCAUACAGUGUGUAAACUGACUUCAAAAUAAUUAAACUUCCCUGAAAACUUUAACUGGGCAACAGCUGAAUACUAAGAAUGGGCAUGUUGAAGAUUGUGUUGCUUGUUUUCAUUUUGGGCUUUAUUGUCGCAUUAAACUCAGUCGAGGCAUACGCAUGUUACAGUGACAGUGAAUGUCCUUCCAACUUCAAAUGCUGUACCGGAACUGCGUGGUGUUGUCAGUAUGGGUACAUCUGUACUGGAACCGCUACCUGUCUUAGUGUUGGUGUGAUCAUCGGUCCUGUCGUUGUCGUCGUGAUUCUCAUCAUCGGAUGUGUCGUCGCCGUUGUCUUUUGUUUAAGAAGAAAACGACAGACAGCAGGUGUUGUCUACAUUCCACAAGGCGCCACACCUCAACCAGUAGUGGCACCUAAAUUUUAACUUUAUCAGUCUAGAAACGGACAACUUCCAGGAUACGGACAAUGUAACAUUACGCACAACCACAAAAAAAAAAUUGUAGAGAGCACAGAUUGAAGAUAUACAUGUAUCCAUGAGCAUUCACGUGAACUCAUAAACAGAAAGUGAGAGAAAUAGGGUUUAUAUUGCAUGAAGCUUGAUCAUUUGCUUUUAUUGAGUUAUAUUAUUCUGUUUUGUCUUUACAUGUUCUCCUUACUACUUGCAAGUGCAUUACUUUAUAUAUUGUGAAAAAAAUAAAUCUGCAUCUAUUUUUGAUAAUUGUAAAAUUUACGUUUUUAAAUAUGU
Saccostrea cuccullata (small rock oyster) is the source of this 771-nucleotide messenger RNA. RefSeq lists its product as uncharacterized. The record is from RefSeq and is a predicted model, not a curated record. The coding region runs from base 109 to 450 and encodes 113 amino acids. NCBI's taxonomy places the organism in Eukaryota, Metazoa, Mollusca, Bivalvia, Ostreida, Ostreidae. The transcript has 4 exons.